GUAUUCAGGAAUCUCCAGUACCAAAUGGCCAUUCUCUCCCAGGCAGAGAUUUUCUUCGGAAACAGAUGCGAGGAGACCUUUUCACUCAGCAGCAGCUAGAAGUGUUGGAUCGAGUCUUCGAGAGGCAACAUUAUUCCGACAUUUUCACAACAACUGAGCCCAUCAAACCAGAGCAGGCAACUGAGUACUCAGCCAUGGCAUCGUUAGCUGGUGGAUUAGACGACAUGAAGGCCAAUAUCACCAGCUCUGCUUCUGCGGAUCUGGGAGCCAGUGUCCCCGGGCCUCAGUCAUACCCUAUUGUCACAG
Pterocles gutturalis (yellow-throated sandgrouse) is the source of this 306-nucleotide messenger RNA. Its product is annotated as paired box protein Pax-5-like. Lineage: Eukaryota; Metazoa; Chordata; Aves; Pterocliformes; Pteroclidae. The record is from RefSeq and is a predicted model, not a curated record. The transcript is spliced from 2 exons. The annotation marks the transcript as partial.